Strongylocentrotus purpuratus (purple sea urchin) is the source of this 4279-nucleotide messenger RNA. Its product is annotated as kanadaptin. Gene Ontology annotation, molecular function: mRNA binding; protein binding. Bases 2 to 2836 code for a protein of 944 amino acids. NCBI's taxonomy places the organism in Eukaryota, Metazoa, Echinodermata, Echinoidea, Camarodonta, Strongylocentrotidae. The transcript is spliced from 14 exons. The record is from RefSeq and is a predicted model, not a curated record.
AAUGAGGCUGAAUUGUAAGACAACACUAAUUGUCAAUAUGGCCGCCUCCAGCUCCAUGGAAAAGUCGACGAUAGACCAAAACGAAGUGGUGUCGUCGAGUAGCGAUGAUGUGGAAACAAAUCGAUGUCUAAAUGCAGGUGAAGUAUCAUCAAGCGAUACUGGUGGGCUUUCCAGAAUGGCUGAUGACACAUCGAUUGAAGUUUUAGCAUCAAGUACUGCAGAAAGAUCAAGCACUGCAGCCACCGAAUCUUCCCAGAACUUUGUGCCGAAAGGAGCGGGUUGCGUGUCCAGCACGGAUGCCCCCAUACCUGCUGAAACCUGCGACCGCUACCACAGUGAAGAUUCCACAAAGAGUGAGAAAGAUGAUGCAAGUAAAAGGAAAGGUGGACAAGGAGCAGAUUCAUCAAGUUCUUGUGAUCAAGCAAUGACAAAAAACGAACCAAGGUUUAAAUUGCCAGGUAUAAACUUGAGUUCCACAAAACAAGGACAAAAAAGUUCCAGCAAUCAUGAAACUGCAUCAACAAGCUCAGGUUUUGCAGUUCCAUCAUCAGUUGAAAGACCUAAAAAGGGUACAAUUGCAUUUGCCUUGCCCAAGACUCUUCCAAAAUCAAAACACGGUUCUUUCCAAGGAAGUGAAGCAGCUCAGUCGAAACAGGAAGAGAAAGAUAAAAGUUCUGAUGUUUCAAAGAGGCUUGAUAAGAAAUCAGAAGAAAACGAAAAGGCAGCUGCGAAUGCGCCUCCUCUUCCAUAUAAAGAACCAUCAUGGAGUGGUGUUCCUAGCCAAGAGUAUCACCUUGAAGUACUGAAGAAUGGAUCCAUUCUCUCCAAAGUUGCAUUGAAUGACAAACCCUACCAUGUGUUUGGACGAUUAGCAUCUUGUGAUUUUCAGAUGGACCACCCUUCCUUAUCACGUUACCACAUGGUCCUUCAAUAUAGACCUACAGGAGAUGGCGAGCAUGAUCCAGGCUUUUAUGUCUUUGAUCUUGGAAGCACCCAUGGGUCUUUCCUCAACAAACAGCAGUUAAAGGCUAAAGCCUUUUACAGAAUGAAUGUGGGACAUAUGUUCAAACUUGGAGGAAGUACAAGACUCUUUAUCCUACAGGGACCGUCUGGUGAACAAGAGGAAGAAUCUGACAUGACCAUUACAGAGCUGAAGGAACUCAGACAAAAACAGAUGAUGCAGAUGGAAGAGAAGAAGAAGAGAAAAGCAGAGAAAGAGAUGGCAGCUAUGAAAGCUCAAGAAAAGAAAUCAGAAGGCAUCGAUUGGGGUAUGGGUGGUGAUGAAGAGGAGGAAGAGUCUGAUGAAGAGAAUCCCUUUGCUUCGAUGGAAACCCAGGAAGACAGAGAGGCUGCUUACAUCAAGGAUCCCAAGAAAACACUCAGAGGAUUCUUUGAGAGAGAAGAUGUUGAGUUAGAAUAUGAAGUGGAUGAGAAAGGGAGUGGUUUCGACCAUCAGUAUGUUUGCAGAGUACAGCUGCCUCUGGAUGAUCAAGUAGGGCUUCCCAUCUACGCAGAAGCAUCGGUCUCAGGCAAGAAGAAGGAGGCAGUCAUAGCCUGUGCCUUGGAAGCUUGUCGUAUUCUGGAUGCUCAUGGGGUUCUUAGACAGGCAACCCAUGAAAGUAAGAAGAGGAAAGCCAAAGACUGGGCUCAGGAUGACUACUAUGACAGUGAUGAUGAUACGUUCCUGGACAGAACUGGAGCCAUUGAGCAGAAGAGGAAACAACGCAUGAAGAAAGCUGGACUCCUUCAAGAGAAGGCUCAGACAUAUGACUCUUUGCUUGCAAAGCUUGCAGAAGUUGAUGCUGAGCUUGCAGAAACAGAAAAGAAACUUGAAGAAGCCAAGAAAGUUCAACCAAAGUCCGGAGAAUCAGACAGCCUGGAUGAUUUCAUUGCUAGUCUGAAAGCUGGGGGCAGUUCACAUGACAGGGCUCAGAGGGCCAAACUUAAGUUCAAGGUGGUGGACCUUAGGAAGGAACAGUUCAGACUACAGAAGCUAGUCCAGGUGGCCAGACCUACGCAUAUUCCAGAGCCUCCCAGGUUGAAAUCCCUUCCUAAAGGCAAGGCUCUACCCAUGACUGGUUCCAUGAAAUCCAAAUCAAACUUCAAAGAUAGAUUCCAACCAAAGAUUCAAAUAAACGCUUUCAAGUUAAAGAAGGAAACAGAAGAAGAGGUGGAAGAAGAAGAGGAGGAGGAUGAAAAUGAAGAUGCUGGUGAUAAUGAAGAUACAGAAAUCAGGAGUCAGAGUACACAUGCAAAACAGGUUCUUCAUGCAGGAGAGUGUGGGAGUCGUGAGAUUGAAGCAUUGAAGAGGAUAGAGGGUGAAGCUCCACCACCUCAGCACCAGAGAGUAUAUGGAGUAGCAAUGCCUCCUCCUCCAUCAUCAUCCAAGAAGAUGGAUACAUCACCGAUUGCCAUGGAGAAGGAAGAUGCUUCCCUCCCUCCAUCUUCCUCCCCACCCAAACGAGUGUAUGGUGUAGCCAUGCCCCCUGCCAUUCCUAAGGAGCAGUCCAUAGAUGCUAUGGAGGAGGAAGAGGAGGGUGUGGUUCCAGUGAAAUCUAAGAAGAUGUACGGUCCGGCUAUGCCCCCACCAAGUAUGCAGAAUACAACAGGAAAAAGACUGGUAAAAGGUCCCUCUCGCGGUCCCUCUCAAGGGCCAAGCAAGGCAGGGUUCAAAGGAGAUGGGUCAAGUCACCAGUCUGUAGGAGGUAUGCUGGCAUCAUUAAGGGAUAAUGAAGGAGAGAAGAUGGAAGAGAGUGAGGAUUACACGGAUUGGCAGCCUCCUACAGAUCAAAAAGGAGAUGGACGCACCUCGCUGAAUGAAAAACUAGGGUAUUGAGCAUCAAGAAUAUAGAAAGAACAUUGUAACUUGACAUGAAGGAGUUAAUGAAUAAUAGUGAUUCAUCCUCUAGAAGUAUUGUAGUUGAGUGUUAUAUACUCUUGAAUGGAUUUGCAAAGUUCAUGGGUCAUAAACCCUGGCAUGGCACUUAGUAAGACAUUUAAUCACUUUUGUUGCUCUCCACCCAGGUUUAGUAUUUGGGUACCUGUUAAGGAGAAAGUAUUUGGGUACCUGUUAGGGAGAAAGUAUUUGAAUGCUUUGAACUCCAAUAUUGGCAGCCUUGCUGAAGCUGAAGCCAGGGUAACAUUUUGGAGUGCCUUAAAGUACCAAGCAUGGACUUAUACAAGUACAUAAUAUCAUGAUUUUAAAAUUGAUUAAUAUAGAUGACAGAAAAGUCAAUGUGUGUUUUAAAUCUAUACACUAAAAUGUUAAAACCUGAUUUAGAAGCAAUUUUUAUUGGUUAAAUUCAGGGUUUCUAUUUACCAUUUAGUUUGAUGCACAGAAACUAUGAAUUUACCUUUUUUUUUAAAGGUUACAGCGGUGAACAUUUUGAGAUGUAAAUUCGAAAAGAAUAACAUAAUUUCAGGAAUUUGACAAGCAUACGGUUUCUCUCAUUCUCUUUGGAGUAACAUAGAAAGAAGAUUGUAUGACUACUUUGACUAGUAUUUAAAAAAAAGGAACAAAGAUUCACAUUGAUUGAAAAUAUACCUCACUCUGAAUUUAUCAAUGUUCGUUUAAAAUUUGGUAUUUUGGCUAGCAUUUUUUCCCCUUCCAGUUUCAUUUCUAUUUGAGAACUUAACAUCACCUGAAGGAGUUCACAGGACUUUACGCAAUUAUUCCUUGUACAUGUGAUGUGUGACAUCAGUUCAGCAAAAUAUACAUCAUAUAAGGAUCGCAAUUCAUUUCUAAACUGCUCAUGCACCAUGUAAUCCUGCACGUAUGGCACCUAGUACUGCCAUCCUCCCAAUGUUUGCUUUGAGAUAAGAUAGUGUCUUUCCACCUGCUCCUCCGUCUCAGACUGGUAAAAUACCCUAACCUUUAUACACAUAUCAUCUUCAUCAUUUUCUAGCAGUAUGCUGCUUUUGAAAAAUGUCCACCUCAAUUUUCAUUGGUCACUAAUAAAUCAAACUAAUGAAAGUUUACUGGAAAUUCAUUUAAACUUUCACGGUCGGUGAUGUAUUUUUGUGAUGUACAAAGGGGCAUGAUCAUAUGAUAUAGGGAGAGAAUGGAAGCAAUCAUGUGAAAUUACAUGCCUUUCCUUUUUGUGUGUGGGUAAAUUUAAGAAACAAUCUGUUAUGUGAUUUAUUCUCUGCAGUCAAUUUCAAGCAGUGUAUUUGAGAUGCUUUUGGUUACCCUCCAUUGUGGGUGAUUUUUUACAUACAUGAUUGUAUAGUUUCAUAUAAAACACUGUUGCAUAUUGUUAUAAUAAAUUCAUUUAUUGUA